Penicillium cataractarum is the source of this 1899-nucleotide messenger RNA. It is a transcript of the gene fbx15, whose product is annotated as F-box domain protein. Gene Ontology annotation, molecular function: protein binding. The record is from RefSeq and is a predicted model, not a curated record. The coding region runs from base 1 to 1899 and encodes 632 amino acids. Lineage: Eukaryota; Fungi; Ascomycota; Eurotiomycetes; Eurotiales; Aspergillaceae. The transcript is spliced from 2 exons.
AUGACAGCCUCCUCUCCUCCGGCAACCCUCGAUGCCCUCCCAUUCGAUGUCUUUUAUCAGAUCGCCACGUUGCUGGACGACCGCGAUUGCAUUCAUCUGAGCCGCACGAACCGCGCCAUCCAUGAAUUAAUGAACAGUGACCACAUCGCUCGCAAAACUGUCGAGAGUGUCCUUGCCCACAGCAGGGAAGGCCGCACUGCCCUGGCGGCCCAGUCCGGCUACCGCAAGGCUGUCGGGCACCGCUUCGAUAUCCACGAAGCGAUCGCCACGGCAUCCCCCUAUGCAGUGGCAAUGCUGGCAUAUGCGGCGGACUUUGUCUAUCACCAGGGCAUACUUUGCUAUCGCGUUGGGCAUGAAAUUCGUUUGCUCAAUGUGCAUCGUGGAGCCCGCCAGGAGCAGGUUCUCAAUCUAUACGAGGUCAUUCCUCGUCUCGAUGCUGGCUCGCAGGAGGAGAAUCUGCUGGACCCCGCAGCCAGAGUCAAACUCCUCCACUACAGUAAUGGAAUCGUCGUGUUUCGGCUAGAGGGGAUCGGUGCUCAGACCGACUCCUUGGUCGCUAUCGAUAUGGCCCCACGGCAGACUCGCCGUAAGCGAUUACUCAUGCAAAAGCCUAUUCCAGCAUCCGCACCGAUCUUUGUGCGACAUAGUCGCUCAUAUCUCUGGUACAUCUUCUUCGUGGACUCGCUCGGUUCCCACGGAACCUGGUUAUGUCGCGGGGUGGACCUGGCCACCGAUGAAACCAUCCAGUUUCAUCUAGAUCAGGCCCUGGGCGGGGAACCGGGCCAGACCAUGUGCUUUGAUAUUUACCAAGAUCAUCUUUAUUUCAUUUCUACAACGGUGACCUCGGAGGAUGAUGAGCGAUUCUCCUCCUUCUACCACUGGACCUGCUACGCACCUAGACAAAAGAGUCGGAAAUGGAGCGACCGUCUCUGGCGUCGCGAACACCGCGAAGGUCCCAUCAACGAAAUGUGGACGGAUCUUUCUAUCCGCAAGGACGAGACAACUGGCCGCCCGAUGAUUGUGGAAUGCCGUCGUGAAUGGCCCGACGGGAAAAGCGAGAAUCACCGAACAACCUACAUCGAACCCUUAUCCACACCCGCAGAGUUACAAGCUGCCCAUCCCGAAGGAAACACCAAAUCCUCAUCGUCAAGCGACGAUGACUCUGACGAUGAAAAUACCGGACCAAGCAAAGACCCGGUCAUCGAUCAGGAAUACGAUCACCGACCAGAGAAACGGCUCCGACGAAACUACCACCACGAACACGAACUCGGCGACGAUCCAAACGAGCGACAAGAAUUCAUCUACGCAUACACAAAACAUCACUCCUAUGACCUCGCCAGCUCCACAUUCGUCGAUCUCGUCAACGAUCCCACCUCGCAAACAGCAGGCGUCCGCGUCCGAGAUCGCCUCCGUCUCCGAACAGUCUCGCGCAAGCGUAAAUGCCCCAUCGACGAGGAGGGUCUCACUGGCGACCCGGGCCUCCUCUUCCCACCAACUCAAAUCGAUACCGACGGCCGUCCCGUCGAAAACUCCGAGGAGUACUUUGUCUCCCGCGGCGUCCACAUGUGGCCUGCUGACAAUGCCCCGGCUGAGCUACACAACCUGCUCUGCCCAGACCAGCGCUCUGGCGUGGUAGCCGCCGUCGCGGAUGAACGUUCUCUCAUCUACUCCAUCUCUUGCUCUGGUCUACCCAGCGGUCACCAAGCGAUUAUCCUGCUAAGCUUUGAUCCAUCACUUCGCCUCCCCACGUUGAUGCCGCUCCAGUCAAUGAAGAACCUUCCCUCAUUGGAGAGUGCCUUUCCGGUGGCGAUGCCGAAGCCGAGGGGUUCUGGGGGAGGGUUGAUUAGGGAGUCUGACCCAUUAUACCGGGCUAUUAAUCGGGGAUAUUGGGUGCGAUGA